Messenger RNA from Malassezia vespertilionis, 1878 nucleotides. RefSeq lists its product as uncharacterized. The transcript has a single exon. Lineage: Eukaryota; Fungi; Basidiomycota; Malasseziomycetes; Malasseziales; Malasseziaceae. The record is from RefSeq and is a predicted model, not a curated record. Bases 1 to 1878 code for a protein of 625 amino acids.
AUGGUACCCUUGGAUGCAUUACUGUCUCAAUUUUGCCCGCCUCUAGACCCAAGUCUUGUUUUGGCAAUUGCUCGAGAGUCAGGGAGGUCUUAUUCUGAUACAGUUGAGAUACUUGGUGCGUUAGCUGAGGCCGCGCAGCCGGAAGAGUCAGCGGAGGAAAACGUGGUAGAUGCACUCGUCCAGGACUGGGCAUCGACACCAUCAAAAGUUUGUCCCACAAAGACGCAGGGCACCGAACAGACUGAUACUUUGCUAAAUAACCCGGUACUUUUAUUUUUACAGCAGUCGUUCCCCGGGAAGGAUAUUUCUUCGUUACAAACUGCGCUGCGUAAUGCAGACGACGAUGUAGACGUGGCGGUCGAUACUUUGUUCGCUCACGAUAUACUUGAACAAGGGGAGCGCAGUGUAGAAGAAUCGAAAUCUUCACGCGGGGCAGGGCUAGACCUGGAAGUGCUGUCGCAUGGCCUACAAGCGAAACGCAAAAACAUACCAAAGAAACAUGCCGCGCCGAGUAAGAAAGGCGAUGCAGUCACGGUAAGCAUGACUGAUCAUCGCAGCGCGCAUCAUAUCUACUAUGACACUCGCAUGCGCCCAAAAGCACCCACUACUUUGUGCCCCGAUCCUAUUGAUCACACGGCGAGUGAAGCGCUCACCGAUGAACAACUGGCCCGCCAUCUCCAGGAGGUAGAGCGCAAGGCGGUAACAAGGCAUGACAUACCCGUGAGUGAGCAGCAAUGGCUGCUUUCCUCCUCAACUCUUACGCAACUAGCGAUACUGCUUGACAUACCGCAACCUAAAGUGCAAGGCAUAUUUAAUCAUGCCUCGUUUAACUUGCACGUCACGCUGGCGCGUUGCGUUGCACUGGCUGCGGCACGGCCAGAAGCACAAGCCGCUGCAAACACGGGAGAUUUUGACGCUAUCGUUUCUGCACUUGCGAACAUCACCCACAAGAAUCAAAGCGACAUUCGACAACUUCUCAUCGCGACCAAAGGCCAGCAAGACGCGGUCUUGGAUAUUGUACAACUGCAAGACAUUGUUGCCGCAAGCGCAGACGGGUUGCACAAUAGACCCGACGUGCUUGAUCCAAGCGGCCGUCUUUUAGACAACACUGGCUCCAAAACUAUUUAUACCCCUACUGUUACUGCGAAGCGCAACAAUUCCAAGUCGGCAGCGGCAGUUUGGCUGGAACCAAACGCGCGAGGCUAUGCUGCACGCGCUGCGCAGCCCACGACGCCUUUGCCUAUGGCCACACCUGCUGCUGCACUACGCAAAGGACAAUCCGCAGUUGUUCUUCCUGCAUCUGCGCAAGUGACAAAUUUGGAUGAUGUGGCAGAAGGACUGGAUCUUGAAAUCUAUUCUGCGGAAGAGUGUCAAGCCCGUGUCGACGAGUUCCGUGCGAAACGUGAUAUGGCGCUUCGACAAGCCGGUGUUGCCGCACGUCAAAGUCGCGUGGCGAACUUGGGUGGAGCAACGUCGGUGUACGCAGAAGAGGCGCGCAAAUAUGGUGCCCAGGCGCGUCGUUGGCAACUUCGCGGAGCUUCUGCUCUGGUGCACGAGCGCAAAAGUGGUAAUAAUACUAUUUCGUAUGUGCCUACAAACGGAAAACAAGUUUCAGAGAGCAUCGAUCUACAUGGUUUGAGCGUGCACGAGGCGCUGACUGUAAUGCAACAGCACGUACACCGCUGGGAAACACGCAAACGUGAUCCGGACCAGCCAGGUCGCGUCGCAUUCGAGGUGGUUACUGGCCGUGGAUCACAUAGCAAGCAUUACACCUCGGUGCUCCGACCUGCAGUGAUACGUUUAUUAACACAGCUAGGUUGGUCAGUGGACCAUACGUCCAACCCAGGCGUGCUGUAUGUAGAACCGCCUAAAGUUUAA